GAAUUUACCUGAAUUCGAUUUUUGCUUUAACACGAUAUAUAAAGACCACACCUAGAACUAGACGUCAGAAGUACAAGUGGUCCAAUGACUUGUUAGUUUUCUCUGGUGGACAUAUUGGAUUUAAAGAGGCUCAACCGUUUAGGAAAAGACACGGGGCUUACGGAGUUGAAAAAUACUAUUGAAUUUGCGGUUAUCUAGUGAAAGUAACCAGUCAGGUGUUAUUAGUUAUUAGAACGACAUAAAUACAUAACGGUUUGCGGUGUGUUUGUUUGCCGAAAAAUUGUUCUGAACUUCAGCGUCUACCAGCUGCUGAGCUGUCCGAAUUGCACAGUUUCACAUUGUGUUAAGUCAGUUUGCUUGCAGUAGCGGCGGGGAUAGCCAGGCUGCCUUCUGCAAAGAAGUGACCAGAUGGCAAUGUGAUAUUUCAUUAUUUCUAAAUCUGUGUGUCUCGUUCAACUACUGCAAAGAAAAGAAGCUGAUCGCGACCAACCGAGCCCGCGCCUGGGGAAGAUACUGAGAGGUCGGUCCUCCAGUAGAGACGAUGUCCACCAUGGUGUACCCGCGGGAGGAGAAGCUGGAGAAGCUGUCCCAGGAAGAGAUCAUCUCCAACACCAAGCUGGUGAUCCAGGGCCUGGAGGCGCUGAAGAACGAGCACAACUCCAUCCUGCACAGCCUGCUGGAGACCAUCAAGUGCCUCAAGAAGGAUGAGGAGGCCAACCUGGUGCACGAGAAGUCCAACCUGCUGCGCAAGUCCGUGGAGAUGAUCGAGCUGGGACUCGGCGAGGCACAGGUGAUGAUGGCGCUGUCCAACCACCUGAACGCCGUGGAGUCGGAGAAGCAGAAGCUGCGGGCGCAGGUGCGGCGCCUGUGCCAGGAGAACCAGUGGCUGCGCGACGAGCUGGCCAACACGCAGCAGAAGCUGCAGAAGAGCGAGCAGAGCGUGGCCCAGCUGGAGGAGGAGAAGAAGCACCUGGAGUUCAUGAACCAGCUCAAGAAGUACGACGAGGACGUCUCGCCCACGGAGGAGAAGGACGGCGAGACUCCCAAGGACUCUCUGGAUGACCUCUUCCCCAAUGACGAGGAGGAGCACGUCCAAGGAGUGCCCCAGCAGCACAGCGCGGCGGUGGCGGCAGCCCAGCAGGGCGGCUACGAGAUCCCGGCGCGCCUGCGCACCCUCCACAACCUGGUGAUCCAGUACGCCUCGCAGGGCCGCUACGAGGUGGCCGUGCCGCUGUGCAAGCAGGCCCUGGAGGACCUGGAGAAGACCUCCGGACACGACCACCCCGACGUGGCCACCAUGCUCAACAUCCUGGCCCUGGUCUACAGGGACCAGAACAAGUACAAAGAGGCGGCCCACCUGCUGAACGAUGCCCUGUCUAUCAGAGAGAAAACACUGGGCAAGGACCAUCCUGCGGUGGCUGCCACGCUCAACAACUUGGCCGUGCUGUACGGGAAGAGGGGGAAGUACAAGGAGGCCGAGCCGCUCUGCAAGAGAGCCCUGGAGAUCCGCGAGAAGGUCCUGGGGAAGGACCACCCAGAUGUGGCCAAGCAGCUGAACAACCUGGCCCUACUGUGCCAGAACCAGGGCAAGUACGAGGAGGUGGAGUACUACUACGUGCGCGCCCUGGAGAUCUACGAGCGCCGCCUGGGCCCCGACGACCCGAACGUGGCCAAGACCAAGAACAACCUGGCCUCGUGCUUCCUGAAGCAGGGCAAGUACAAGGAGGCUGAGAUCCUGUACAAGGAGAUCCUGACGCGGGCCCACGAGAAGGAGUUUGGAUCCGUGGAUGCUGAGAACAAGCCCAUCUGGAUGCAUGCAGAGGAGCGGGAGGAGUUGAGCAAGACUGACCCCAAGGGCAAGCACAGAGACAACACCCCCUAUGGAGAGUAUGGGGGCUGGUACAAAGCCUGCAAAGUCAACAGUCCUACUGUGAACACGACUCUGAGGAAUCUGGGGGCUCUGUACCGCCGGCAGGGCAAAAUGGAGGCAGCAGAGACCCUGGAGGAGUGCGCCAUGAGAUCCCGCAAGCAGGGCAUUGACCCCAUCCACCAGACACGCGUGGUGGAGAUCCUGAAGGAUGGCGAGGGCGACCGCGAGCGCCGACGCAGCCGCGAGAGCCUGUCCAGCGUCAAGUACGACAGCGGCUCCGAGACCGGCCAGGAAGUGAGUAUGGGCAUCGAGUGGAACGGGGACGGCACCGGAGCGCUGCAGCGCAGCGGUUCCUUGGGGAAGCUGCGGGACGUUCUCAGGCGCAGCAGCGAGCUCCUGGUCAAGAAGCUCCAAGGGAAUGCACCCCCGGAGCCACGCAGCACAAACAUGAAGCGAGCUGCCUCUCUCAAUUACUUGAACAAGACCAGUGAAGAACCGUUUCAGCAGAGUCCAGCAGGCAGACGGCUGAGGGACACACGAGGUCUGAGCUCCAGUACAGUGGACCUGUACAGUGAGAACUGAGGUGACCUCAGCCUCCCCCCUCCUCCACGGAUGCAGUCGGCCCUCUCCCCUGUGUCCAAGAGCAGCUAUAUAACCCCAAAGACAAGCUCAUGUUCUCCCUUUCAGGUCUACUGAGCCCCAAAAAAGGCCUCUGCUUUUGUUCUAGGAAGAUGUUACACUUACCUCUCCCGUUUUGAAAUUGCACACUCUCAUAUAUUGUAUUUGUAGGAAAAUAUCGAUGAUGGUUGCUGCGUUUUAAUAUGCUGCCAUCUUGACUAACCCCACUCAAUAAUCGCAUUUAGUUACAUACUGUAGACCACCAUCUUUGAGCUCACAUCAUGUUAGUGUGCUGCAUUCAUGGGUUAGUAAUAUACUGUUGCAUUUUUUAUUUUAGUCUGUUUUUAAUGUUAGAUAUCAUGCUCACUGUGCCAUGUGUUUGGAUUUUAAGCCAUUUUAGUUGUAGUUGUUUGGGUUUGCCCUCAUGCUUACUCCAGUUUUAUUUUGAAAAGUGUGUGUAAUGCUUGUCAUUUUUUGGUUGCUAUGGAUAUUUUGAAAAGUGCAACUUGAUGGUAAAUGCUUUAACCUUGCCUACUCAUGCCAAUUGGAGAUUUAAUUUUCUCGGCAGUAUAAAGCACAAAUAAGAGAGUGAGUUUAUAUUCAUCUGUGGCUUCUCUGAAUUCACAAAUGUAGCCAUGGCAACACACAAGUGCUGGCAGUCUUGAGCUUGUUCUGGAUGUUUUCAGUGAUAUUUGGUUUCAUGGAAUUACUUGGUUCCAAUGACAGAAACACAUAAGCCGCUUUCAGACAUAACCUAUGGAGUAUAUGCGGAGGAUUGUCAAACGGAGGUCCGACUCUUCGGGUGAUUCCGAUAUGAUGCUUACCUGCGGACCUUAUACUGACCUUAUACUGACCUAUGUGUGAACAACAUACACACACGUUACAGAAUCUCCAUGUGGUCCUGUGCCUAACUAAUAUGGGAGAGAUGGAAGAUGACCUUUUGCUGCUUCUCUGUGUCCGGAAUUGUCUAAGCCUUAUUGAGUUGUCAGUUGUAAGUAACGUUACAUUUCUUCCCAGUAAUUCACAUAUAUGGCUCUAAGAUAUAUAUUUUUGUAAGAAAUUAAAGCCUUAUGUGAGAUGAAUAAGGAUCUCCGUAUAUAGCGUAGCUCCAUGUCGUAUUGGCUGUAUUAAAGGAGAAAUUUUCACAUUUCACUCAGGCAAGUUGCUACAUUAUAUGCAUGCCAACAAAUAUCAAGUCAAUGGGGAAUUUCCCCUCGGGGAUCAAUAAAGUAUCUAUCUAUCUAUCUAACGGUAUCUAUCAGCUGCCUGGUAGCUCUAGCUGUUGGCUGCAGAAACUCGAGGUAGGUAGAAUCAAUUGUUUCCUCAAGAAACAGAUCUCUGUGAAAAAUCACCGGAAUUCUCCUUUGAUGUGAAAAAUUGUAUCUAUCUUUAUCUUCACAUGAUCUGACAGAAUGGCUUGACAACAGACAUGCAUUUAUUUGUAUAUGCUAAUUAAUGAAAUAUGGCACAAAUGGCAUCCUCCCGUCACUUGUUGGGCAGAAAGCCACCAACAUGCAUAGGGUCUACUCAUUAUGGCCCAUCACUACAUGUAUGCCUAUUCUCCACACAUCUCCAUGUUGCCUGUACUUGUCCCAUGUAAAAAGUACAAUCCCACCUCAGAUCACUAAGAGUUCAUAUCGUACACACACACAGUAACAGGUUUCAUCUUAUAUCACUAAUAGCACUAAUUUAUAGUCCUGUUUCUAUCAGAUCUCAAUCAUCUCUUCACCACCAGAAAUCUGAAGCAUGCUGCUUACUCUGUGUUACUUAGAGACUUCCUUUUUCUUUCAUCAAAAACCUUUUGAUUUUGUAGCAAUUUCUGUUACAGCAUUGUGACCUCUUUAUGAAAACCAUACCCUGUUUCCAAGGUACUGAUGUAAUCAUACAGGGUGUACAAAGGGUGUGAAAUUUAGUGCAUAAUAAGAAUAACAAUUCAACCAGUCACCAUUGUUGUCUUUUAUUUUUGUCAUUGCUGUUCUUUUGGUCUGCAUUAGAUGGCAGUGCUGUGUCUUGAAUCACGUCGUGUCAGUGGUGUAGAUUGCUCUUACUGGCCACCCACACACGUCUGUUGUGCGAUUGAUGUAGUCAUAUGUAAGGCUUGAAGAUUUAAAAUCCAUCAAUUAUAGUUCAGCUGAACACCCACUCUCUCCCUAACAACUAUGUCCUGGGGCGCAACUAAACACAAAGCUGAAAGCAUUGCUUUAGGGUCAACAAGAUUUUUGAAUGUUAAAGAUUUGUACAGUGGAGCCUACUUUAUGUUUUUGUUGUCAUGUGUACUUUGUCAUUUUGUAAUGUCGAUUUUGGUCUCAACUUGAGUUGAAAUACACUGUGACUGAUCUCCCACUUAAGUGAUAUAAUGAUGUGAACCUAUUUCAUUUAUUUUGAAUGUGUGUUGUUGUUUUUUUUGUUGUUUGUUUGUUUUUUUGUCAUUGGAAGGGAAUUCUUGCCAGGACAGAAGCACUUGCAUGCACAGAUUGAUUGGGGAAACUGGACUUUGUAUAGGCCGGACAUAUAUUUUUAAUAACUUGUAAGAGGAAAUGGGGUAUGAGUAUACAAUAAAAUUCUAAAGCAGCAGGGAUUUUUGUGUCAUUUAUAAUCCUAUAUUUGUCCUAUGGCACAUCAAAAUGAAAGGAUAAAAGGCAUCCCACAGGUUACUAAUUGCUCUUUUUAGUUAUUCUUGAUCGUAAGGAAUCUCUUUUGAAAUGAUAACAUCUCUUGCUCCCUCUCUGAACUCUGUGGAUGUUGGGUACAGUACACUAACAGUGUCAAAACUUGUAAUGAUUGUGCUGUAUUGGGUUGAAAAAAGUGAUUUGAAGCCAAUAAAUAAUUCAUCUUUCGUUUUUAUUUGGG
Sardina pilchardus (European sardine) is the source of this 5338-nucleotide messenger RNA. It is a transcript of the gene klc1b, whose product is annotated as kinesin light chain 1b. Gene Ontology annotation, molecular function: kinesin binding. NCBI's taxonomy places the organism in Eukaryota, Metazoa, Chordata, Actinopteri, Clupeiformes, Clupeidae. Gene Ontology annotation, cellular component: cytoplasm; kinesin complex. Bases 542 to 2452 code for a protein of 636 amino acids. The transcript has 16 exons. The record is from RefSeq and is a predicted model, not a curated record. Gene Ontology annotation, biological process: microtubule-based movement.